Messenger RNA from Betta splendens (Siamese fighting fish), 1884 nucleotides. RefSeq names its product carbohydrate sulfotransferase 3-like. Gene Ontology annotation, biological process: carbohydrate metabolic process; N-acetylglucosamine metabolic process. Gene Ontology annotation, molecular function: chondroitin 6-sulfotransferase activity; N-acetylglucosamine 6-O-sulfotransferase activity. Gene Ontology annotation, cellular component: Golgi membrane. The transcript is spliced from 3 exons. NCBI's taxonomy places the organism in Eukaryota, Metazoa, Chordata, Actinopteri, Anabantiformes, Osphronemidae. Bases 578 to 1852 code for a protein of 424 amino acids. The record is from RefSeq and is a predicted model, not a curated record.
GUGCCCUAAUGCAGUGGCAGAUUAACAUCCGAUUACGUACCUUGACACCGACAGUCAUGUCGUUGACGUGUGUGAACGUUGUCAUUUAUUACUGAGUCUUACAGGGGUCUGUGCGCCUCCAGUCCGAAGCUCCGCUCCUUGGACCGAAGUUCCCACGUGAUUCACAGAGGCGCAACUUCUUUGGGAAGACUUGCCAUUCGCUUCACCGCGCACCGUGAUUUACAGUCUACGUAAACAUGACCCAGUCUGAGCUACAGGUUUCAGUUACUGAAAGUUUCCCAGCUGCGUCUUUUGGAAAUGUUUCUGCCGCACAAGGCGAAACUUUGGGAAGUAGCUGAUGGAAUCCAGCUCCGUCCGGAGUCGCUGUUGGAGGAGAAGCUGAUCAACUUCACGGAUCAACCGAUGCGAGACGAACUCAGACGCCGCAUUUAAUCACGAUGGACGAAACAUCGCCUACAACUGUGAAUACAAAUAAGUGGAAGGCUUUUUAAGGAGGCAACCGGAGACUUGUGAGAUUGGCAGAAUCUAUUAAGAAGGAGUUGUGUAAAAGCAUAUCCAGGCACAGCUACGUCCAAGAAUGAGGAUCAAAUACACAAUAUGUGUUGUCUUUGUUGUGGCGCUUGUUAUUAUUGAGAAGGAAAACAACAUUAUCUCAAGGGUGUCUGAUAAGCUUGCUAUAAAGCAAGCACCCCAGACGGCUCUACGGCCUAGUGGCUUGCCCCACGUACUGUGGAACCACAAUGGCUCCUUUACCCUGAUGAAUCGGCGCCUGGAAAACUACAGUGAGCACCAAGAUGGAAUGACAAGGAGCAGGAAGCACAUUCUCCUGUUAACCACCACCAGGACGGGCUCCUCAUUCGUAGGCGAGUUUUUCAACCAGCAGGGCGACAACAUGUUUUAUCUGUUUGAGCCGCUGUGGCAUGUGGAGAGGAUGCUGGCGCUGGAGACCAGAGGGACCAACGCCACAGCGGCCGCCAGGGCGUACCGCGACGUGCUCCAGCAACUCUUCCUGUGCGACUUCUCCCUGCUGGAGAGCUUCAUCAGCCCCCUCCCUGUGGACCACAUCACGGCUGCCCUCUUCCGCAGGGAGUCCAGCAGCUCCCUGUGUGAUGAAUCCGUCUGCAGCCCCUUCGUCAAAGGGGUUUUUGAGCGCUACCACUGCAAGGCCAGGCGCUGUGGACCCCUGAACCUGACCGUGGCGUCUGAGUCCUGCCUUCAGAAGGAGCACAGGGCCAUCAAGUCAGUGCGGGUGCGCCAGCUGGAGACCCUUCGUCCUUUGGCUGAGGAUCCACGCCUUGACAUGAAGUUCAUUCAACUGGUGCGAGACCCUCGAGCUGUGCUUGCCUCACGCAUGGUGGCCUUCGCAGCCAAUUACAAGAACUGGAAGCAAUGGGCCAUGGGUGGGGACGUGCCUGCGGAUGAUGAUGAGGUGAGGAAGCUGAAAGGGAACUGUGACAACAUCAGGAUGUCUGCAGCGGUCGGCCUGAGGCAGCCAUCGUGGCUGCGCAGACGUUACAUGCUGGUGCGGUACGAGGACGUGGCACGGUUCCCCGUGAAGAAAGCAAGGGAGAUGUACAAGUUCAUCGGAAUCCCCCUGACCCAACGAGUGAAGUCCUGGAUCCUGAGAAACACCCAGGCCUCCAAAGAGGCCGGCGGCGUUUACUCCACACAGAAAAACUCCUCAGAACAAGUGGAGAAAUGGAGGGACAGCCUGCCUUUCAACAUAGUCCAGGUGGUUCAGAGGGUUUGUGGGCCGACACUGAAGCUUUUUGGUUAUAAAUUUGUAACCAGUGAAAAAAUGUUAACAGACAAGUCUGUCAGCUUGAUUGAAGAUAAAGUGUUUAACUUUUAAUAGGACCUAUUAAAAGAAACACAAAAGCCUGA